Messenger RNA from Lineus longissimus, 5333 nucleotides. Its product is annotated as protein lingerer-like. Bases 53 to 4474 code for a protein of 1473 amino acids. The transcript is spliced from 22 exons. Gene Ontology annotation, cellular component: nucleus; cytoplasm. Gene Ontology annotation, molecular function: protein binding. The record is from RefSeq and is a predicted model, not a curated record. Lineage: Eukaryota; Metazoa; Nemertea; Pilidiophora; Heteronemertea; Lineidae.
AUGAGCGCAGUUUUCCAGAUUUUGUACAUAGCCUGUUUUGUAUAUAGUGAAUAUGAGUGCUAGCAGCACCUCGCGUGCUAACAGAUCUUCUAAAGAAAAGACGACAAAAACACAGCCACAACAGACACAGAUUGCCAAAGAUGGCACAGCCAAGGCCAAGGCCACAGCAGAACAGAUGCGAUAUGCACAGAUGAUGGGAGAUAAACAGUCAGUGGAAGACCCAGAACUCCAACAGAAGGUCAUGCAGCUGAUGGAUCUAACACAGAAAAGCCAUGAUGAAGUGGUCAUAGCGUUACAUGACUGUGACAAUGAUGCCAACAGAGCCAGCAUCAUGUUGCUGGAAGGAGACAAUGACCAGGGCGAAUGGCAGGAAACUGGUAAAAAAAGAAAACGAGGUGCUCCCCCAGUAAACAACCAGAUCCCAGAACAGACAAACUCGAAGCCAGAAUUUACCAACAGACAACAGCCAGACAAACGAGAGAAGAGUAACGAUCGUGAAUUCAAAGAACAAUCUCAUCGUUCAGAGAGCUCUUCUCGUGGCCGGAGGCGGGAUGAUGGACCACCAAGGUUCCAGAGGGGUGGCAAGGCCUCAUCGUGGCGUGGAAAGGAAAAUGAAGAAAAUGAAAGGAAUCGUGCUGAGAGUAAGGGCCGAGAUAACCGAGAUAACAGGGAUCGUGAUAUGCGAGAUGGCAGAGAUAAUAGAGAAAGGAGCUUUGAGCGAGGAAGGGGUCGAGGACGAGGUGGUCGUGGGCGCGGGCGUGGACGCGGAGGUGGUAUGGAUCGUGGCGGCGACCGGGGUGACCGCAUCGAUCGCAGUGGCAUGAGUGGUGCUGGCAGUACUGGUAGCUUUGACCGUGGCCUACCUAGGCAAGGAGGGGGCUUUGAUUCAGGCCCACACAUCGACACAUGGACCAACGAUCAGGCAGUCGUCGAGAGGAGCAAGUCUGGUUGGGAGAAUAUGGUGACAGAGGAUUGGAAUGAUGAUUGGACAGGAAGUAACGCUCCAGAGCAAAAUAUUCACGUGAAUUCGUUAGAUAGCCAAUUCAAUCUGAAUGAGACGACUGUGUUCACUGCGAGUAGUACUAUCGGAGCAGGAAGAAAACCAGACUCGCCACCGAGUGAGCCGUUUGGUCAGAAUGGUACGCUUGGCCAAAGCAACAGCUUAAGUCAGGGUGGCAUUAUCGGACAGAGUAAUUCCUUGGGACACGGGACUGGCGACAGGAGUCCAAUACAGACUGGAGCCAUUGGAAGUAAUUCACUGAGUCAGUCGUCUGCGAUCGGACAGCCUAUUGGGGGGACCAACUCAUUAACUGGGAGCCUUGGCCUUGGUGCCCUGUUACAACAGAAGCCAAGCUCUAAUGUAGCAGAUAUAAUGACCAGCUCCCAGGCCAAUUCAUCUCAGACAAUGACUUUGUCACAGAGUCAGUUCUCCAAGCAGGCUACAGAUGCCCUCAAGAGUAUUGUUGGGAUCGGGACGUCUCCUUCUAGUACGAGCCAGCCCGUGCAGAUGCCACCAUCAUUGUCAAGUGGUGUCACGAUGCCAGGCAGUGCCUCCACAUCUCAACACAGCCAGUCACCACCACAGGGUCAUGGCCGACCAAAGCCAGCUAGGAGCAAACUCCCUCCGCCAUCUAAGAUUCCUGCAUCUGCUGUUGAGAUGCCUGGCCAUAUGACAACAAGUUUAGAUGUUCAGUUUGGCUUUAUGACUGACUUUGGCUCCACGAAUACAUGCAGUGAAUCGACGAUGUCUAGCACGUUUACAAACAGUAAUGCUGUGAGUACCACUGGAUCUGCCAUGACUAAUCACUUGCCUCUAACAAGCCAGACCGCUGAGUCGUCUGCUACGACUGUCUCACUCAUGACAAGCAUCACUCCCCCCAAGACGUCACUGUCGACCGUAGAGCAAUCGACAACCAGGACAAGCAUGUUCUCAUCAUCUGCCAACACGACACCCACAAAAGAUUACUCACAGUCGAGUAUGACAAAGUCAUCUGGAAUCUCCGCCCCUGAGCCCAUUCCAUUCCCAUCAUCUCAAGGUGACAGGCCAAAGACAAGCCCAUUGAUGACAUCACAAAGACCAACGACAGGUUCACUCACCUCCUCUGACCCUGUAUCGACGUAUGCCCAGAGUAGCUAUUCGUCCUCGUCAUACCCUUCAAGAUACCAGCCACACAAGUCAACGCCUCUGACAUCGUCUGGUUACACCCACGGCACUAACAGUCUGACAACGCAUCCGUCAACGUUACAACAGAUCCCAUCGUCCGUAGCCUACCAGCAAAACCAGUAUCAGUCACAGUCUCAAUACGCGACCAGUUCAUUCCAAGGACAGACUGGUUUCUCUGCUGGACCUAGCCAGGGUUCUCUGUAUCAGAGCACCAAUCAGCCAAGUUACGGACCAUCAAGCUCAGCGUACCGGGACAACCAGACUGGGGCAUCCUCUUAUACGAGUGGACAGUCAGCAAGUGCUUAUCCGUCAAGUCCAAGCACAGGUUCUUCAUAUCAAAGUUCACAUUCUCAAAGUGCUGGAUACGGAGGCGGGCAGACGACCACGUACCCAACGUGCCAGAGUUCUCCUUACCCGCAGACUCAGACAGCACCUUCAUAUCAAACAAGUCAGACUGGAUCCUACCCAAGUAGUCAGUCAUAUUCCAAUGUGGGUCAGACAGGCUCAUCGGCCUAUCCUUCAAAUCAGACGAACUCUUACCAGUCUGCUUCAACUGGUGCAAGUGGACAGUCAUCAAGUGCUUAUCCAACUACCCAAGCUAGUUCUUUCCCAAGCACGCAAGCGAGUGCUUAUCCAACAACGCAAGCUAGCUCGUAUACUGGCGCUGACUCGAGUUCCUAUCCAUCAGGACAGUCUGGAAGUCGCUACCAAACGGGGCAGUCGAGUAGUCAAUCUGCCAGCAGCUACCCAGGUGGUGCCUCAUCUGGACAGUCGGCGAGUAGCUAUCCUAGUGGUCAAUCGAGUAGUGCGUUACCGCAGACUGGUUCUUCUUACCCAACUGCCCAGUCGACGAGCUCGUAUCCAACAACAGUCACAGUAACUCAGUCGAGUGCGUAUAGUUUAUCUCAUCCAGGAUCAACGAACCAAACGUACGGUUCCCAUAGUAACUAUAAUUCCUCGGGCCAUCAGACGACGUUGCAGACGUCACCAAUGAGUACGACGAAAUUGAAUGAGAGUCUAUCGAAAAUGACUGUCAAGGAUACAGGUCUGGACCAAUCACAAACAUCUUAUGAUGCAGCCGCUGUGUCGUCAACGGCGACCUUGUCAUCAACAACAAUAACAACAUCGAGUUCUCUGGCUGCGGGGAGUGUAAGUGUAUCAACGUCACUUGGAAUAACGCCGAUGACGUCUGCUGUAACAUCGAUAUCUCCCUCAACAACCAAAUCGUCAACAUUGACCAAUGCUGCAGGUACGACAGGCAAAGCGCCACCAAAUCUACCGCCAGGAGUUCCACCUGCUCUUCUAGGUCCUAACUUUAUCAUGGGCCAACAUAUGGCUCCUUACUUUGGACUUACUGCGCAGGGCUUGACUGCCCAGCAGCCGCCUGCCAUGUACGCCAUGAACAGCUAUGAAGACCUGCAGCUACUCCAGCAGCAACGACUGCCCUUGGUGAGUGGAACGAAACAAAUCCAACUGCCUGGGUAUUAUGAUGGUUCUCUUCCAUUCCAACCUCCGACAUCACUCGCUACAGGUGCGGAUCAAAGACAACUUGGUAGUGUUCCUUAUUCUGGUGCUGAUGGUAAGCUGAGCCGAGUGGAUGCGCAGUCUCCCGUCCAAGGCUCUCAGACGUCACAACAACAACCGAGCCAGUCCGCCCAUCAGCAGUAUAUCAAUCCAGCUGCUACAUUACCACCAGGUUAUGGUUAUUACAUUGCCCAGACAGGACUAAUGCCAGGCGGCUUCUCUUACACCCCUCAAAUGUUCCAACAACAAGUUCCCGUGACAAAUGCUGCUCAUGGCAACACGACCGCGACCACCCAGUUCCAGAAGCCGGCAGCCUAUGCUGCGGCCUCGCAUGGUUAUGGUACUGCCAGUGGCUAUGAAGAUCUAAUGCAGGCACAAGACUACAGCAAGACAGGUUACGGAGGUGUAUCUCAAACACAGAACAAAGUCUCUGUCACAUCGGGCAUCAAAGUGGGAGGUGUGAAUACAACAUCAACAGAUCUGGCUGCAGCAGCCUAUACAGCUAAGAGUCAUGCACAGUCGUUUGACAAGCAAGGAUUCCACGCGGGCACGCCUCCACCAUUCAACAUGCCCGUGGCAGGAGGAAGCCAGGCUGGACCAAUGGGUGCGCCCACCACACCAUAUGCUUCCUAUAUGCCGAUCCUUCAGCAUCAGCCACAGGCACAGAUGUUGCAUCAUCAGCUGCAACAGGAUUCGACCGGGUCAGCCCGAUCUCAGCCGAGUUCUAACCAGCCCAAGGCUGCUGGAAGCAGCAAGAACUACAGCACCGGCUAUUGGAACGCAUGAGGUGGUCACAGUGAGGAUAUCUAGCUGCAGUAGACGUUCACUGAUGGCAGCUGUUGGUUAGUGAGCUAUAUGAAGCAGCUAGCUUCUCCUCUCUGUCGCUGGUUGUAUAAAGUUAAACUAACAAAUGUCAAUAUCCAAGUUUCAUCUCCUUGACUUGAUCAACACAACUGUUCUGGGUAAAAACGUAAUCGCGUGGUAGUUUUAGUUUCUGAUGCUAGCUAGUUUAUGUACAGCUGUUUGGAGUGAUCUUUGGCCAUACUUUGCUGUGUAUGUUCUCAUCAGUCUAGCUUCUUAUUUCAUAUUGUAUUUUUGUGCCUUAACAUUGUGUUCACGUAUCUGCGUAACUAUGGAUGUUGAGUUGGGUUUCAUUGCGUAUAGUCCCUCAUUAACCCUCGAGGGCUCAUGGACAAGCUGAUUUAGUCUUUAUUAUAUAUAUGUAUAUGGAACUACUUCGCAUCUCCAUGUUAUUUGUGAAGUCUAGUUUUUGAAUGAUAAUUAUUAUUUGUAAACUGUUGUAUAGUGUAAUAUUGCGAAGUUGGAAAAUUAUAUUAAAAGGUUAUGGAACGAAGUCAACAAAACAACAUAAGGUCACGUCAUUUUACAUCAGCUCCAUUUGGGUAAUCUCUCUUUUAAUUGGGAUUAUCGAGGGUCAAGAUUUGUUUAAAACGUAAUACUUGAGACUUACCAAAUGUAAUUAGAAGUCAUUCUGCCUCUAAACUAGCACUAUGUGUUAAUACACAUGUCAUCAGUUGUUGGCUUGUUCACAUAUUUUUACCCCAUUGCUAUUGUAUAUGAAAGCCAGUUUUGUCUGUAACUGUAAGAAAUAUUAAAGUACAAUUCCUUAUCAUGGCAAUUCCAA